CUGUCUUCUCAAUUCAGAUUUAAAUGAUUUUUAUUCAAAUAUACUUAUUUACAAUCACUUUUAGACCGUCAUCUUUGAAAUUAACAAGUUAAAUUAUGUUGUAAUAGUAAUGAGAUUUAAUUAUAUUAUACGAUGUAAUAAAAAUUCUUCUUGUAAAUAUAAUUAAUUUCUCAGUUUAAUCAAAUGCAGAUAUUGUAACAAAACAUUGCACUAGCAUUCCUUUAAAAUACCAAGGAGAAUACAUCAUAAAUUAUGCAUUCAUUGACACCACAGUGCCUGUAGAGCACGGUUGGACUCAGCCGUUAAAAUUAUCUAACGUCACGUCACUACUGCGAUCAUGAUCACAGACAAUUAGUCCAUUAACCCAAAAUAGAUCCAAUACAGUCCAUCACCCUCACAAAGACCUAAUUAUUGGCUGCAAAAGAAAGCGAUUUCACCAAAAGUCAUGAAUAUUAAAACGCUACAUUAGGUGUUUUCGUAAGUUCGUCACCGCGCUAUGUUUUCUGGUCACGUACACGCGGGGAACAAUGACAGUUUCUAAUCGGCAUCAAUUACACAACCGAUCAUUGCCGCUUUAAGGGGCCAAUGUCGUGGUCCACUCGUCUAGAAUAACGAAUAUGAAGGAGAUAUGACACAUCCGGAAUAAACGGAAACCUCCGACGACAUACGACACUCAGAGACGAUACAUGUCUGCGGAAUAUGUAUAAAAGCGCUACACUUUCGGAACACAGCAUCAAUCGACUCUGGUCAGUCAGAGCAAAAACACCAAACUAAAAAUGAAGGCUUACGUUUGUGUUCUACUAUUGGCAGCUGUGGCCCUAGCUGAGCCACCUCGGUAUAGGCAAACGAAAUAUAGAUUCGCAAGAGGAGAACUCGAAGAAUCCGGUUCUGGAAAAGAGGAUAAGGCGAAGACUGAAGAAGCUCCAUAUCCUGCAGCUGGAUUCAAACCAUCUAAAGAAUUUAAAUUGCCAUCUCGACAAGAAGUUGCUCCACCGUCUACUUCUUAUGGCGUUCCUGAUGACAGCUACCAAGCUCCAUUCAGGAUCCAAACACAACCCGAAGUUGAAUAUGGUGUACCAAGAAACACCGAAGCGAUGGUGAAAAGAGCAGAAGAAAAAGAGGGAAGCGAAGAAGAAAGCAAGGAAGGUGAAAAGAGUGAGAAACCUGAAAAAAGCGAAGAAGGUGAGAGUGAAGAAAAAAGUGAAGUAGAAGACCUUAAAGGCGAGGAGAAGAAAAAAGGCGGAGAAGAAGAAAAGAAGGGUGAAGGUGAAAAGAAAGAAAAAACUGAAGAGGAGCCAAAGGAUGAUGUGGUGAGUGAACAGGGUGCGUACUACGUACUCCUUCCUGGCUCCCAGUUGCAAAGAGUCCAAUACAACACGCAGAAUGACUUAACUAAGAUGGCAUAUACUGCUCAACUCCAGUACAAAGAUGAAGACCGUGCUCCAUUAUAUAUCUACACUGCAGUUCCUGAGUAUACCGUACCUUUAGCUCAGUAUCAAUUCCCGACCUCCGCCGCCUAUUUCCAAUUAUAUUAGAACCAUUGAAAAAAUAGCAUUUUAUUGCAAAUUGAUGCAAUUUAAAUUUAAAAGGUGCUCUUUUCAAAUAGUCCAUUAUGCGCUAACUCGCCGUUGAUUCAUCCUAAAUGUUUCCCUUUCAUCUCGCACUGGGGUUUUGACUAGUUAUAUAAAUUAUUUAUUUAUUUUUAGACCUCGCAAUAAACUGUGAUUUACAUAACAUAUUUGUUUUAAUUU
Molecule: messenger RNA, 1751 nt
Organism: Galleria mellonella (greater wax moth)
Lineage: Eukaryota; Metazoa; Arthropoda; Insecta; Lepidoptera; Pyralidae
Product: neurofilament heavy polypeptide-like
Exons: 1
Coding region: 777-1535 (252 amino acids)
Source: RefSeq, a predicted model, not a curated record